AUGACUCCAACAGCGGUAAAACUUAUUUCUGUUAUUUUCUUCCUUUUUACAUUCCGUGUAAAGCCAUUCGGAUCGAUGCAGAUGGAGCAGGAUAUAAGGGAUCGGGAAGAUAAUGAUGGAACGAAUAGCCCGGGGAACAUUCAUAGAUCGGAGAGGCAGAAGAGAUCAGUAGACGGGGAUUAUUUGAAGCACGAGUACAUGUACGGCGCUGUCGUCGACGCUGGCAGUAGCGGCAGCAGACUCUACGUCUACAGGUGGAGAACUGAUUACUUAUCAAAAAAGGAACCCCUGCCAACGUUUCAAGUAAUCCAAAAUAAAAAAAUCGAAGGUGGUGUCUCGCUUGUGGAGAGCGACGUGGAGAAGUUGAGUGGCUACUUGCGACCGUUCAUUGACCUAGGCAAGCGUACAAUUCCACAGAAACAACACAACGUCACAAAUCUCUAUUUCAUGUCAACAGCCGGCAUGAGAUUCUUGUUGGAAGAGAAGGCCAACAGACACAUAAAAAUGAUCAGCAACAUUCUGGCCAACAAAUCAUUUAGUCCAUUUGUGCACAAGGAGAGAAACGUCAGGAUAUUAUCAGAUUUUAUAUUUCUUAUUCCAAAUUGCAUUGGUCAUAGUGAAGCAAUUAUAUUUAAAGGUGAAGAGGAAGGCGCCUUUGCUUGGCUAUCGGUCAACUACAACAAAAAGAUUUUUUUCGAAAAAGACGUGAAAGUCCUCAAGACCCAUGGCAUCAUAGAGAUGGGAGGGGCCUCAGCGCAAAUCGCUUUCAUCCCUGAUGGCGACAUCCUUGAAGGAAUGUUUCCAAUCAAUGUUGCUGGCAUCACUUACCGAUUGUACGUUCACAGCUUCUUACAUUACGGACAGGAGUAUGCAGAACGCUGGGUGAACGAGCACAUCAAGGAGUCAAAAGAGACGUGCGAUCAAAACAAAACCAACGAAUGUUCCAACCCGUGUUACAUCAGAGAUUUCAAUGUGACAAUCAAAAUUGAUGUUAACGAUGUUCAUUUCGUUGGCUCGGGUGAUGCUGGUUCUUGUGAAAAAUUACUCGACCUAUUCGUAUAUACGUAUCAGGAUCGUGACUGGAGGUGCUCACCUAAGCCCUGUAGCAUCGGAAGCGUGUAUCAGCCGUCUCUACCAGCCAGCAUGGAUUUCUAUGGCGUCGGAGCUUUCAGGUACACGUACGAGAGGUUUGACUUGUUGUCUGUCGGCAAUCAUUUCGACCUCGAUAAAGCUGACAAAAUUGUCAGGCAAUUUUGUGCCAUGGAUGUCGAAGAAGUAAAGUUAAAGUAUCCCUCGCCCGAUCAUAAAUACCUAACCUCGCCCUGUCUUCUGGGAAUGUACUUCACUAAAUUGUUCAACAAAGCUUUCAAAUUCCCGAUGGAUACAAAGCUGAUCAAAAUUGAGAAAGAGAUAGACUGGACACUAGGAGCCCUCUUAUACGAGCAUGAACUCUACACCUACAAAAUGCUGGAUCCCGCGAAGUCCACAUCAGCCAUACCCACUCAAAAUGGUCUCGUUCACACACUUACCUUCAUAUUUUUAUUGAUCAUGCUAACGUAA
Messenger RNA from Helobdella robusta, 1560 nucleotides. RefSeq lists its product as hypothetical. Gene Ontology annotation, molecular function: UDP phosphatase activity; GDP phosphatase activity. Gene Ontology annotation, biological process: nucleoside diphosphate catabolic process. The record is from RefSeq and is a predicted model, not a curated record. Gene Ontology annotation, cellular component: membrane. The transcript has 9 exons. The coding region runs from base 1 to 1560 and encodes 519 amino acids. NCBI's taxonomy places the organism in Eukaryota, Metazoa, Annelida, Clitellata, Rhynchobdellida, Glossiphoniidae.